UUGAAAGCGGAGCUGGCCAAGGCCGGAAAACCUUCUAGUUUCGCCACGCUCAACAAGAAUGGCCGUCUUCCUCAGAAACUUCUGGAGGCAGGUUAUGGCAAGUACAGUGCAUACGACCUUGCUUGGCAGUCGUAUCACGUGACAGCUGCUGCUGCCUGCAGAGGAAGCACUCCCACAGGAGGAAGUGGACCCGUGGCGGAUGCAGUUAUGGUCAGAAACACACGUGACAAGUUGUCUUGCAAUCAGAUCUGUGGCCGGUCUUCUUAUGGCCACUGUGACGCAGAAGUUUCUAUCGCCAGGAAAAGCGGCAAGGCUACACGGAAUGGCGAGCUCGUGGGCCAUUUUUACAAC
Porites evermanni is the source of this 351-nucleotide messenger RNA. Lineage: Eukaryota; Metazoa; Cnidaria; Anthozoa; Scleractinia; Poritidae. The record is from the annotation of a GenBank genome assembly.